AUGGCGACUGGGAAGAUGAAUGUUUUGGUCUAUUCCGGAAAUGGAAGCACCACUGAAUCCGUGCGUCAUUGCCUCUAUACGCUUCGUCGCCUACUCUCUCCCACUUAUGCAAUCAUUCCGGUCACCGGAGAUGUCAUCAUCAAGGAACCAUGGACAGCGUCCUGCGUUCUUCUCGUGUUCCCUGGUGGUGCGGAUCUAGGCUACUGCAGGACGCUCAAUGGGCCGGGGAAUCGGCGCAUCAGCCUCUAUGUCAACCGAGGGGGAAGCUAUCUAGGCUUCUGCGCUGGUGGCUACUACGGUUCUUCGAGAUGUGAAUUCGAAGUCAAUGACCCUAAAUUAGCGGUCGUUGGUGACCGUGAGCUUGGCUUCUUCCCAGGGACCUGCAGGGGCCUGGCGUUCCCCGGCUUUGUGUACAGUUCGGAAGCGGGCGCUCGCGCGGCUGAGCUGAAAAUCAACAAGGAGGCACUCCCGGAUGUAAACCCUCAUAUGAAAGAAACAUUUAAGAGCUAUUAUAAUGGAGGUGGUGUGUUUGUUGAUGCGAAGAAACUGGAAAGUCGGGGUGUGGAGACCCUGGCCAGCUAUACCGAAGACCUGAACGUCGAUGCAGGCGAAGGUGCUGCAGCGGUUGUCUACAGGAAAGUCGGACAAGGUCAUGUUGUUCUGACCGGACCUCAUCCAGAAUUUGCUCCCGCCAACCUUACCCGGACGCCUCAAAUGCCGUCAUACUCGGAAGCUAUCGACCAGAUUACUAGCACAGACGCCACUAGAAUCGAGUUCAUGAGACUGAUUCUGCGCAAGCUCGGCUUAAAAGUCAAUGACGAGGAACAAGCGGUACCGUCCCUCUCCAGUUUGCAUCUCUCAGCUCAUAAGGCUGCAGAUGUCGCCGAUCUCAUCGCUUCGUGGAGUUCGAUCCUCACUGUAGUAGACGGCGAGGAAUACAUCCUAGGCCAGAAUGAUUGCUUUCAUUUGGAAAGUGAGCAUUCUGUAUGGGCAGUGGAGGGGCUGAAAAACGCCGUUCAAGCAUUGGAAAAUGUUAUUCCGGACGCUAUGAUUGGGAAUCGUGCUGGCGAUCAGCACACUCAAGACAAGGACACUGUCAAAGGCAUUCUUGAACGGAUAGAAUACACGAGGAACUACACUACAGGGGAUCGAAUAUUGGACUACAACAUGAUCAUUAAAACGCUGAAGCCGCAUGAAAAGGAGCUUCCAUCCUCCCGCGAAACACCAUACUUCCACCACGACUCCUUCUACGCCAACCUGGAGCACUACCAUGCAAUGCUGCGAAACCCAGGUUUUGCCUUCGGGAGCUACCUUAUGUACGGCGAAGUUGUCACAUCCACAAACACAUUGCUUGAAAAGAACCCGUCCCUGCUCCGCCAUCUCCCAACGGGCUUCACAAUAACAGCAACCCAACAAAUAGCGGGCCGAGGCCGCGGGUCCAACGUCUGGGUCGCACCACCAGGCGCGCUCAUGUUCUCCACCGUUCUACACCAUUCAUUUCAGAUUUCACAAUCCGCACCUGUCAUCUUCGUUCAGUAUCUUGCUGCCCUUGCCAUUGUGCGAGGUAUCAAGUCUUACGCACCAGGCUACUCCGACAUUGGCGUCAAGCUCAAGUGGCCCAACGACAUUUACGCUCGACUACCAGGCAGCCCAGAUAACCCCGUCGUCAAGAUCGGAGGCAUCUUGGUAAACAGCAGCUACAGCGGUACGAGCUACGACAUCGUCUGCGGUAUCGGUCUCAACCUCGCCAACCCCUUGCCAACGACCUCCCUCAACAUGCUUGCCGAAGCCGCUAACCUCAAACCCUUCACGUACGAGAAACUGCUCGCCUCCAUCCUUGCACACUUCGAAUUUCUCUACACGGAUUUCUGCAGUAGAGGGUUCACGAGGGACAUGGAAGACGAAUACUACGCAGCAUGGUUGCAUAUGGAUCAGAUCGUCACACUGGAGACGCAUGAGGGGGCGAGAGCGAAGAUUAAGGGUAUCACGAGAGAUUGGGGACUGUUGUUGGCGGAGGAGUUGGGGUGGGAGGACAGACCAACUGGGAGAAUUGUGCAGUUGCAGAGUGAUAGUAAUAGUUUUGACUUCUUUAAAGGGUUGAUUAGGAGAAAAGUAUGA
Westerdykella ornata is the source of this 2118-nucleotide messenger RNA. RefSeq names its product class II aaRS and biotin synthetase. Gene Ontology annotation, biological process: protein modification process. The coding region runs from base 1 to 2118 and encodes 705 amino acids. Lineage: Eukaryota; Fungi; Ascomycota; Dothideomycetes; Pleosporales; Sporormiaceae. The transcript has 3 exons. The record is from RefSeq and is a predicted model, not a curated record. Gene Ontology annotation, molecular function: biotin--[biotin carboxyl-carrier protein] ligase activity. Gene Ontology annotation, cellular component: cytoplasm.